AUGGCCUCCUUGGCAAUGGCCUCCUCGGCAAUAACAGCCUUCUUGGAGAGAAAGAUAUCACGCUAUGCCUGGUUGAAGGUGCUGAACCUCGAGAACGCCCGAGUGUCAUGGAAGGUCCUUCGUGGGACUGAGCUGGUGCUGAACCUGUACUCGAAGCUGGUGCUCCGCUUUCCAGGGAUUUUUAACUUCCUGAGUGGAUCCUCAGUAGAAACGAACAUCACGUCACACAUCGCCGUGACCCAGGACACCCCCGGGGACCUCAAGCUGGUGAUUAAGGAUUGCAACAACCUGCUUGGCGGCUUCAGCGUCAACCUGCGGAAGGGACGCCUCACCAACCUGGUGAGCAGCAUGCUGAACUCUACUCUCAAAACCCUUGUCCCUGCACUGCUCUGCCCGUUAGUGAACAUCUGGGUCGGCAUCAUCAACAUGAAACUACAAUUCCUCAACCGCGUCGUCUCCUUCGGGCUCCUGGGGAAAAUCUACUCUGCCCUCUCCAAACUGCCAGUGACAUCUGGGCAUUUCGUGGAGCUGGAUCUGCAGAAUUCCCCAUUCCCAAGCACCUUCAUCGACUGGCUCCUCCAGACCGCAGGUGUUGAUCCCGGGAGCAAUCCAUAGCUGCAGGCUGGAAGUACGUGGGGUGCCUCCACAGGCGAUUCCUGAGGAGGAGGAGGAGGGAAGGGAGGAAGAUGACUCAAUACGUGAAGAAUAGACAUGAAAAUGGAGAAAACCCAGCAAAACCUCGCAUUUUCCUCUGCUCUACGUUUCAGACUUCUCAGACUUUGGUGUCUUUUUACAGCCCAGGGUUAUCUGUGCCAAUGAUCAUCCAUGUCAGUGGUUAGCUGUGUGGGUGGUUAGCCAUGCUGGUGACUACAGAGGCAGGAGCCCCAGGUCUUGCCUCUGUGCUCUCCUGGUUCUCACGGCCACAAGCGACUUGUUAUGGCACUCACUGAUGAAGGGAACACCUUCACCCCUUGUUUCUUCCUCACACCCACUCCAGCUUCACUGGGGCUGGGGUUUGGGCCAGGUAAGGGCUCAGCACAGAGGGGAUAUUCCAGGUGCUGGAAGCAGACAGCUGGGCUGAAGGCAGGGGUUUGGUCCCCUCACAGCCACCCCUCAGGAAUUUCAGGAUUUUGCACCAACUGCACCAAACCCCUGAGAAGGGAAGGGAGAAAAGGGAUGAACCCGAACCCAAAAGCUGUAAAUGCUUUGUCUUUGCUCUCCUUCUGCUUCUUGAUUAGCUUACCAUUUCAAAAGGGAAUUUUACUGUUUCCAGUGAUUUCAAGAGGCAAAAAGGCCCCCAGUCUAAUCCAGGCGCACACUCAGCCGAUUUGUUCCCAAACAGCGACGCUUUGAACUGAUCAGAGCGAAUGCUAUCCUGCCUUGUAAUCUCCGAGUGGAUUUGGAUGUGCUGCAUUGUGGGUGAGGUGGAUUUGAGGCUGAUUCACACCCUUCUGUUACUCCUUACAAUAAAAAGGAUUUUUC
Messenger RNA from Chiroxiphia lanceolata (lance-tailed manakin), 1482 nucleotides. RefSeq names its product BPI fold-containing family B member 4-like. Gene Ontology annotation, molecular function: lipid binding. The coding region runs from base 1 to 615 and encodes 204 amino acids. The record is from RefSeq and is a predicted model, not a curated record. The transcript is spliced from 10 exons. Lineage: Eukaryota; Metazoa; Chordata; Aves; Passeriformes; Pipridae.